AUGGGAGUCCGAUUACAUCUUCCAGCAGUUGCCAGCACCGUGCUCCCCGUGGUCCUCUGCAUCUUGAUCCUUCUGCCCCACGGCCUUGUGGGAAAGGCUGCAGAGGAUGGAACCGCGGGUGGCUCGGCGCUGCUCCAGAGGGUGAAGAGAGGCUGGGUGUGGAACCAGUUCUUUGUCCUGGAGGAGUACACCGGACUGGAGCCGCUUUAUAUCGGAAAGCUCCACUCAGAUAUGGAUAAAGGCGACGGCUCCAUUAAGUACAUCCUGACGGGCGAGGGCGCGGGCACCACCUUCACCAUCGACGACGGCACGGGCGACAUCCACGCCAUCCAGCGUCUGGACCGCGAGGUGAAAGCCCAGUACGUCCUCCGCGCCCAGGCCAGAAACCGCCUUACGGACCGGCCUCUGGAGCCCGAGUCGCAGUUCAUCGUGAAGAUCCAGGACAUCAACGACAACGAGCCCAAGUUUCUGGACGGGCCCUACCAGGCGUCUGUACCCGAAAUGUCCAAUAUCGGAACAUCUGUGAUCCAGCUGACUGCCACCGACGCCGACGACCCAACGUACGGCAACAGCGCCCGCGUGGUCUACAGCAUCGUGGAGGGCCAGCCUUACUUCUCAGUGGACGCCAAAACCGGCUUGGUCCGGGUGUCCCUGGCAGACAUGGACAGGGAGACCAGAGAAAACUACACCGUGGUCAUUCAGGCCAAGGACAUGGGCGGCCAGCUGGGGGGGCUCGCCGGUACCACCACCGUCAACAUCACGCUGGACGACGUCAACGACAACCCGCCCAUGUUUGACCAGAGGUUGUAUCAGAUGAGCAUCCCAGAGGCGGCUCCGGUGGGAUCGGUGGUGGGACGCAUCUGGGCGAAGGACAGGGACGUCGGGGCCAACGCUGAGAUGGAGUACAGCAUCAUCGACGGAGACGGAAGGGACACCUUCGACAUCAGCACCGACCCCACCAACCUCUUCGGCAUCAUCACAGUGAAAAGGCCACUGAACUUUGAGAGCAAGCCCAGUUACACUCUGAAGGUGGAGGGCGCCAACAAACACCUGGACCCGGCCUACCGCCACCGCGGGCCCUUCAAGGACGUCACCAUCGUGCACGUGAGCGUGGAGGACGUGGACGAGCCGCCUCUGUUUGACAUGCCGGCGUACUACGUGGAGCUGUCGGAGGACGCCGAGAUCGGGACGGUGCUGAAGACGGUGUCAGCGAGGGACCCGGACGCUGCCAACAACACCGUGAGGUAUUCCAUCGAGAGGUCCAGCGACCCCGAGAAGUACUUCUACAUCGAACUCACUUCCGGGUCACUGAUGACGGUGCGUUCUCUGGACCGAGAGGAGGUCGGCUGGCACAACAUCACCGUCCUCGCCAUGGAGAUGAAUAACCCCACAAAGAUCUCCAGCGUGUCGGUGGCUGUGAGGGUCCUUGACGUGAACGAUAAUCCGCCCUCGCUGACGCACUACCUGGAGGCUUACGUGUGUGAGAACGCCAAAGCAGGACAGCUGAUCCAGACGGUGACGGCGGUGGAUCCAGAUGAGCCGUUGGGUGGACAACACUUCAACUACCGUUUGGCUCCAGAGGCCGUCAACAACCCCAACUUCACCCUGAGAGACAACCAAGACAACACGGCGUGGAUCCUGACUCGGCGAGGAGGCUGGUCUCAGCAGGACCAGACGGUCUUCUACCUGCCCAUCUUCAUCUCCGACGGCGAGCAGCCGGUCCAGACCAGCACCAGCACGCUGACCAUCCGCGUCUGCAGCUGCGACCACGAGGGCAACGUCAUGUCGUGCAACGCCGAGGCCUACACUCUGCCUGCCAGCCUCAGCCGAGGGGCGCUGAUCGCCAUCCUCGCCUGCAUCUUCGUCCUGCUGGUGAUGAUUCUGCUCAUGCUCUCCCUGCGCACCCACCGCAAGAAGCCCUACCUCUGCGACGAGGAGGAGAACGUCCACGAGAACAUCGUGCGCUACGACGACGAGGGCGGCGGCGAGGAGGACACCGAGGCCUUCGACAUCGCCGCCAUGUGGAACCCGCGCGAGGCGCACCACCACCUGGGCAAGAUGAGGCAGGACAUGCUGCCGGAGAUCGAGAGCCUGUCGCGCUACGUCCCCCAGGCGUGCGUCGUGGGCGGCGGCGGCAGCGACAGCAACGUCCACGGCUACGUGCUGGCGAAGCUCCUGGACGCCGACAUGGACCCGUGCGCCCCGCCGUACGACUCCCUGCAGACCUACGCCUACGAGGGGGAAGGCUCGGUGGCCGAGUCGCUCAGCUCGCUGCAGUCGGGGGCGUCCAACACGGACCACGAGUACGACUACCUCAACGACUGGGGGCCGCGCUUUAAAAAACUGGCGGAGAUGUACGGCGUGCUGGAGACAAACUCUGCCCCCAUGUGGUAG
Messenger RNA from Anoplopoma fimbria (sablefish), 2394 nucleotides. Its product is annotated as cadherin-20-like. Gene Ontology annotation, biological process: calcium-dependent cell-cell adhesion; homophilic cell-cell adhesion; cell-cell junction assembly. Gene Ontology annotation, cellular component: adherens junction; plasma membrane; catenin complex. Lineage: Eukaryota; Metazoa; Chordata; Actinopteri; Perciformes; Anoplopomatidae. The coding region runs from base 1 to 2394 and encodes 797 amino acids. Gene Ontology annotation, molecular function: calcium ion binding; cadherin binding. The transcript has 11 exons. The record is from RefSeq and is a predicted model, not a curated record.